This is a messenger RNA of Microbotryum saponariae, 1133 nucleotides long. The record is from the annotation of a GenBank genome assembly. Lineage: Eukaryota; Fungi; Basidiomycota; Microbotryomycetes; Microbotryales; Microbotryaceae.
AUGAGCAUAAGCCCAGCCGUUCGAAACCGUCUUCGUAUCGCGUUGGUUAGUCCAGGUGCUGUCACAGACUCAGGUUGACCGAGAUGUAACGCGACAGUGCGACGCAUCGCUCGGUAGGCUAUAACUCUGCUCAGCUUCAAGCCCGCUGCUCGGACCCCGACCGGUGAGCCCGUAUCGGCAGGCGGGUUGAUGUCAUCAACCGACUCGGGCUAACACUACGUUGGCGACUCUGAUCCAGGAUUUGUCAGCGAACUACGAGCACAGUGGCCACUAGUUGUCGCUGUCGGACUCGUCCCAAGGGCCGAGGUUCUCUCGGUCGUACGAAAGGGUGAGCUGACUCCGUCGCACCGAGAUCCUGUCUCCGGAUUCAGUCUCUAAAAUGAACAUCUUGACGCUUCUUGUGCAUCCAAGCCGGACCAACGGUAUAUCAUGAUUAUUUGACAUAUGAACACUGCAAGGACCGGCACUCUGCCGCUCAACUAUCGUCAAUAUUUAUGGACGUUCGACACAGCGUCAUCGUCGAGCAAAUUAUGUCGUACCGUGACAUGGAGAUCAUCGUCUUGCAUCUCCUGCAGAUAUCUGACAUGGUCAGAGUGGACACAUGGACCGAAGUUCGUGUUCAUUCGCUUCCAAAACUCUAUCCCGCUCGAAGUGGACACCUGAGCUCUGACUCGUCCAGCCAUUUUUUUGGACAGGUUGCCCAAUUUGCUCGCUCCGUACUCCAUGAUGCCCUCCAAUACCCGCAAAUCGGUCACUUUCUGACCAGCAUAUUGCUGUACCUCGAGCAUCCCAACCCGUCUGCUCAUCUGUUUGAGCAAGUAUGUGUUGAAAUCAUGGAGCAACUCCUCGAUAUGGCUUUCGAGCUUCUCGAUCUGCUCGAUCGACUGGACGCCGUCGACGCCCACGCCAACACCAGCGAAGCGCACGACCUUCGGAAUGCGAUGAUCAACCUCAUGCAGGUGCUCGACGAACUGCAUCCCCUUUUUGCUAGCCUUCCGCUGUACAGAGCCUUCCGAAACGAAAUCGUGCGGUUGCUUGCGCAGCCAAGGGUUAUGGGCUUAGUGGGCGACGAAGUGGCGCAGGCGAUCAUCGAGACGUUGUAUGAUUCAACGGACCUCCUCUCAGUCAUGUAG